UGUUGUUGGUGUAUAUUUAUUUUUGGGAUUUCUAGCUGGUUAUUUGGAGCUGGAUCUCUUACCCAGCCUCACACCCCCGGGAACCCCUUUCAAUUUUUCUCUUCUGGGUGUUUGAUUCUCUUCUUUUUUUUCUUCAUUUCUUGAUUUUUUUUUGUUCGUUUUGUUUCUUCUUCUUCUUGGGGUUUGAUCAGCUCUCGGGGUUGCAGAUUUCUUGAUUUGGGGUUUGUUGUAAUUUUAGUUACAAAUUUAUUUUUUAUCAUCUCUUUGGGAAGUGAUUUCGGUGUCUUGUGGGAAUGUGGAGAGACGCUGGAGCUCCUGCUGAUUCUUUCUAUGAGGUCCGCCCUGAGUGCACCGAUGUUCCCAAAACCCGCUUCAAGAUCAGGGCUGGGAAAACCUUAAGUGUAAGAAAAUGGCAAGCUGCUUUUACACCAGAAGGGGAACUGGACAUAUCAAAGACUCUAAAUCGCAUCCAUCGUGGGGGGAUCCAUCCUGCCAUUAGAGGAGAAGUGUGGGAGUUUCUUCUUGGUUGUUAUGAUCCUAAGAGCACCUUCGAGGAAAGAGAAGCAAUUCGCCAACGUCGAAGGAUAGAGUAUGCCACAUGGAAGGAAGACUGUCGACAAAUGUUUCCUGUCGUUGGAAGUGGUAGAUAUAUCACCGCUCCUGUAAUCACAGAGGAUGGUCAGCCUAUUCACGAUCCCCUUGUACUUUUGGAAACAAAUCCAGAAACGGGUCCGGCUGUACCUCAAGAUCCUAGCACCGGUGAUGUCAAUUCCGAUGGUUCACGCGCAACAGCUAGUAAUAUGGAAACUGUGAAGGAUGAGAAAAUAAUUCAGUGGAUGCUUACUUUACAUCAGAUAGGUCUUGAUGUGGUUCGGACUGACAGAACAUUGGUAUUCUAUGAAAAGCAAGAAAACUUGUCAAAACUUUGGGAUAUUCUCGCGGUCUAUGCCUGGAUAGAUAAAGAUGUCGGCUACUGUCAAGGAAUGAGUGAUCUUUGUUCCCCCAUGAUAAUGCUUCUUGAAGAUGAAGGCGAUGCAUUUUGGUGCUUUGAACGUUUGAUGCGCAGAUUGCGAGGAAAUUUCAGAUGCACUGAUAGCUCUGUGGGUGUGGAAACUCAACUCAAUAACUUGGCUGCAAUCACACAAGUCAUUGAUCCAAAACUUCAUCAACACUUGGAGACACUUGGCGGUGGAGAUUAUCUGUUUGCUUUCAGGAUGCUUAUGGUUUUGUUCCGUCGCGAGUUUUCCUUUUGCGAUUCUUUAUAUCUCUGGGAGAUGAUGUGGGCCCUGGAAUAUGAUCCUGAUCUAUUCGCAAUUUAUGAAGAACCUGAUCUGCUCAAUGAGAAAGCCGAGGGAUCGAAAGGAAAAGCAAAAUCGAUACGUCAGUGUGGGAAAUACGAGAGGGAAAACUUGAAGGCAAAGAACUCACAAGCCCCCCUUCCUAUCUCUGUUUUCCUUGUUGCUAGUGUCUUGAAAGAUAAGAGCACGAAGCUACUCACUGAAGCUCGGGGUCUGGACGACGUUGUGAAGAUAUUAAAUGACAUGACUGGAAAUCUGGAUGCCAAAAAAGCUUGCACUGGGGCAAUGAAGCUUCACAAGAAAUAUCUAAAAAAGGCCAAGAAGCCAUAGCAAUAGAGAAAGCUGGAAACUGUAAUUUUUUUUCCGAUCAUGGAGUCGAUCGGGCAACAAGAUCAAUCGUAUACUUCCUGUAAAAAUCGAUGGCCAGAACUUGUGGAACUAUGCAAUUUUUCUGACCAGCUAUACAUUCCCCACAUAUCAAAAUUUGUUGUAUGUAAAAGUAAUUGUUCAUUUUCUUUUCCUUUUUUUGGAUACUCAAAAAACACAGAGAGAAUAUAUUUUGUGAUAACCAUCUGAUUCUUUGUAACAACUUUAUGCAUAAGGAAGUAAAUAUUAUUUUUA
This is a messenger RNA of Momordica charantia (bitter melon), 1919 nucleotides long. RefSeq names its product Ypt/Rab-GAP domain of gyp1p superfamily protein. The record is from RefSeq and is a predicted model, not a curated record. Gene Ontology annotation, biological process: activation of GTPase activity. Gene Ontology annotation, molecular function: GTPase activator activity. Lineage: Eukaryota; Viridiplantae; Streptophyta; Magnoliopsida; Cucurbitales; Cucurbitaceae.